AUGACAAGUUUGACCAAAAAUCAGAAGAUCAUUGCCAUCACCCGGAUCAUUGUUGAGUUAUCUCUAUCCAUUGCUAUCACUGUGAACAAUGUAAUUUUGAGUAACAUCGUUGAUUUCGACUACAGUGAUAAGGAUAAGCUGAUGACAGAUAUAUUGCAGUUCCUCACACUUUUGAAAAGUCUGGUUAUAGUCAUCGGUGGAGUAGUUACUGCAGAAGCUUUUAGUAAGUUCACUGAUAACCUGCGCAAGCUACACAAUUGUUUCAAAGACAAUGAGUAUUACGAUAAUGCUUCUAAAAAUCUGAGAGUCAAAUGUUUCGUGGGCUUUAUCAUAUUCACUGUGAUGGGCAUCAUUCUGUUACUGAUCCGAUUGAUCGACUGGUAUUAUUUGGAGACAUAUCUUCUGAGAGAAAUUAUCAUACUUGUGGUCCAUGAGCUGUGGGUAGAUAUUCGCUAUACUUUGGAGCAUUUAGUUGUCUACUGCGCUAUAACGACUACAUACAACUAUUUAAAAUGUUUGAGCAUCGCCGUUAAUGAGGUUUUGAAAAGAUACAAUGAACAAGAUAACACAGAAUCCAGUUCAGAUGGAAACGAAGAGAUUGUUGAUUUACCUAAAAAGGUCAAUUACUGGACGGAAAUGUAUCAAAAUAUCAUGGCGUGCUGUAAAAAUAUUUCUUUAUGUUACCAAGAGUUGCUUUUAUUCUCUGUUGCCGUGGCAAUGGUACAGUGUAUCUAUUCAAUGUAUGGAAUAUUUAAUGCAAUCAUCAAGAAGGAUGUACAACGAAGGCUUGGCACGUCAAAUAUUGUGUAUUCGUUGAUAUAUCACAUGUCAGCAACAAUUACGCUGCUGUUUGCUGGUCAAAAGCUACAGAAUGAAUUCAACAGUUUCAACAAAGCGUUGGCUCUGCUCGCUUGUGAAGUGUCUUCACAUCACGCAAAAUCAGAAACAAGGCAAUUGAAGGACCUAAAUCGCUUAGUUACCACGAAUCCUAUUGUUAUCAAAUUCAGCACCUUCUCCUUGGGAAUGUAUCUCUUUCCUAUGAUGCUGUCUCUUUCUGCCACAUACAUAGUAGUUAUGUUACAGUUCAACCACGUUAUUUAAUUUACUAAUAGGCACCUUAAGUUCCUUAGGUUAUGUGUUUGUUGAUAGGUUGUUAGUAGUUAGUAUUUCGUGUUCCUAGUGUGAUCCA
This is a messenger RNA of Spodoptera littoralis (African cotton leafworm), 1189 nucleotides long. NCBI's taxonomy places the organism in Eukaryota, Metazoa, Arthropoda, Insecta, Lepidoptera, Noctuidae. The record is from the annotation of a GenBank genome assembly.